Anopheles stephensi (Asian malaria mosquito) is the source of this 3072-nucleotide messenger RNA. Its product is annotated as G-protein coupled receptor 143-like. The coding region runs from base 868 to 2034 and encodes 388 amino acids. Gene Ontology annotation, molecular function: dopamine binding; L-DOPA receptor activity; L-tyrosine binding. The record is from RefSeq and is a predicted model, not a curated record. The transcript is spliced from 5 exons. NCBI's taxonomy places the organism in Eukaryota, Metazoa, Arthropoda, Insecta, Diptera, Culicidae. Gene Ontology annotation, cellular component: plasma membrane; melanosome membrane. Gene Ontology annotation, biological process: G protein-coupled receptor signaling pathway; regulation of calcium-mediated signaling; melanosome organization.
CUCGUUUCACCUCGAGCUGGGAGCAACUGUGUGUCCGUCAGUCUGUGUCUAGCCGAUCCCUUUCGUACACUUAUCUUGCCAGCGUCUUAUAAGCGUCUUAUCAGUGAUUUAAAUUUAAACCUCACUUAGCGGCAACGGGGGUUUCGAUCGUAGAUAUGUCCAGUGUCACGGGAACGGGGUGAUGAGAAUGGGGUCCUCCCUGAAGAAAGAAAACAGUCAACUGGAUCAGUCAGAAGAGUGCAUACAGGCUCGCAAUCAAAGUGAUAUAAGACACGUGAAGUAAUACCUAGGAGUUCCAGGCGUCUCACGUCGCUGGACGCGACUUCCGGAGUCUCGUGUGGUCAUCCGUACGAUGUCAACGGCCACCGAUGCGCUGCUCCAUUCAAGCUAGAUUAACUCUUCUCAACCAUCUCCAACGCUAUCACCAUCGGAACUCGUGCAUUUCGUGGCGAUAGUCGUGGACCAGUACAGUAGCGAGAGAUUGAUAAAGCCUCUAAACUGGACUGGACGAAAGCAAACAAAAACACAAUUCAAUUUUUUAUUGCACUGGAACUUGGUGGAGUGGAUUAAGGGGUUUUUUUUGUGUGUGCUGCCCCUCAUCUCAUCAAUAGCAUCAUCAUCGUCCCAUGAGUAAGCUGGUGGGACUGUGUUCCGAAAAAGUGAUAACCGAUGCCAGCAGCAGCACCAGCUUCACCAAUCAUCAUCACACGCACCAGUGUGCGAGAGACACCACGGAAAAUGUCCACCACGCUUGCAACCGGCACUAGCGACACGGAAUCGAGCAGUGUUGGUUGAAGCGGCAUCGUCGUCGCCGGCAGAGCUGUUUCGGUGGGGGUUUAGUUCGUCCGACCGGACCGAUCCGCAACGAUGGCAGACCCAACGAUACAGACGUUCUGCUGCCACAACCGGAUACGAUCACCGCCCGCCAUCAAGCUGAUGGCGGAGUUCGAUACGGACGGGUACAUUGUGGUGUGUUUGAUAUCGUCCGUGUUCGGCAUAGCCGGUGCGAUCUAUCAGAUUUGGAUCCGACACGAGGAUGGGCCCACACAUCAUGCCGUUCGGCGAAGGCGCGGCGGUGAGCUGACCCUUUCGAACCAGAACCUCGGCCGACAGAUCAUUGUCUGGCUGGCGGUAGCGGACCUGUGCGCUUCGUUGGGUGUUUUCCUGCGGUCCGCUCUCUGGAAGUACAUCAAGGAUGUCCUCCCGCCGGACAGCGAUGUGGACGAUACGACGAACGUCAUCUUCUGUGCCGUUUCGUCCGCCUGGAUACAGUACUUCUACAUGUGCACCUGGCUCUGGACACUCUGCUAUGCGAUCAACGUGCGGCGGCAGCUCAGCGGGGCACGGUACGCACUGCGAACCUAUCACUACUACGUGUGGAGCAUAUCGGCGGUACUGACUGGUGUGGGGUUGACGGUGCUGUACGUGCCAGAUGCGGACUGCCACAACGUCCACGACAUGACGACGGCCUACAUGCGCAUCCUGCCCAACUACGUGAUGACUUACGGGCCGAUGAUAGCGGUGAUGGUCGCCAACCCCGUCCUCUACUACCAGGCAGCGCGGGAAGUCGACCGGCAGCUGGUGGCACGCUUCAGCCAGAUGUCCAACACCGAGCGGGACCUGAUGGCGAAGUUUAAGCUCAAGUUUUCCCUCAUCAAUCUCGUAUUUUACGUCUGCUGGCUGCCGAACCUGGUGAACGGUAUCGUGCUGUGGACGAUGUGGUACAAUCUGCCCUUCUCGAUGGUCAUCACCGUGUGGUACAUAAUGGCCAUCACGAAUCCGCUGCAAGCGUUCUUUAACUCUCUCGUCUACCAGAAGUGGAACUGCCGGUGGCGAUUUCGACGGCAGGCGAGUUCCGACUCUAGUGCAGAGCUCAGACGCCGCAACCGAACCUCAAUGGUCUGCACCGAAGGAACGCCACUGCUGCAGGCAAAGACGGAAUCACCGUCCGCCUCUACCCUCCACCUAAACCAACCCUCGGUCGAGCUGAUCCCGAAACCGACGCGAAGCAUUAACUCCUGCUCGCUAGUGUGACGUCGGAUGUGUUACUUAAUGUGCCGGCGGUUCGGGCACAACACCACCACCACCACCCCGAGGACAAAUCUGAUGUACUAUGGAACGUUCGAGGGGAACCGUGGGUUCAUGCAUCUACUUUGGCGGAGAUGGUUACUGCGGGGUGGACUGCUUACGCUAGAAUCCCAAGAGAUACCUCCUGCGAUCGCUAAGGAUAGGAAUAAUAACUCCGAAGGGGACUCCUUUUUCGGAGACUUCGGGAUGUUUUAUCUUAAGGAACUAUUUUAGAUGGAAGGUUUCGGUUGAACCGAACACUGUGGACGUCAUUAAGGUCAUUAGCUCAAGUAAGUAAACUGUCGGUGGGUUUACUUAAGCUGCACACUUGAACAACACUUAAGUCACUGUAAAGAUACGAAAUUAAGGCUAAGGACAAGAGCCCGAGAUUCCGGAUAACGAAUCCCAAGAACAUGGGAUGAUUUUUUCAGGAUAUUGAGAUCCGGGAUUCCGGGCUCCCAAAAUUCCGGAUCCUAGAUCCUAGGUGAGACGGAUCGGGAUCCGAGAUCUUGUCAUCAUGGGAUCUUAGGAUCCGGGAUCUAGGACUUCUGGAUCUUGGAGCUAUUGGAAUCUCUAAGAAACACUUGACCCAAGAACACUUGAAACACAACACUUAAGUCACUGUAAAGAUACGAAAUUAAGGCUAAGGACAAGAGCCCGAGAUUCCGGAUCGCGAAUCCCAAGAACAUGGGAUGAUUUUUUCAGGAUCUUGAAAUCCGAGAUUCGGAGAUUCUCCCUGCUCACAACAUUCCGGAUAUCGAGAUCCCGAGAUUCCAAGAUUCCGGAUCGCGAAUCCCAAGAAGUUGAGAUCAUCGGAGAUUCCCGGCUCCCAAGAUUCCGGAUCCUAGAUGAGACGGAUCGGGAUCCGAGGUAUUGCCAUCUUGGGACCUUGGGAUCUAGGGCUCCUAGAUAUUGGAACUAUUGGAAUCUAGGAAACACUUGAACAUCACGUUUAAUUCACUGUAAAGAUACCAAAUAAAGGCUAUGGAAAGGACACAAAAAAAA